Messenger RNA from Aspergillus steynii IBT 23096, 1028 nucleotides. RefSeq lists its product as uncharacterized. The coding region runs from base 289 to 825 and encodes 178 amino acids. The transcript has 3 exons. NCBI's taxonomy places the organism in Eukaryota, Fungi, Ascomycota, Eurotiomycetes, Eurotiales, Aspergillaceae. The record is from RefSeq and is a predicted model, not a curated record.
CCACUGGCUGGAGGUCUCCAGGGGAUUGCGGCGCUGAUGCGCUGUUCUCUUCCAUUCUCUUCUCCGCCUUGCACGCUUCUCGUGCCCGACAGCAUCAUCUUCGGCGGUCUCUACUUCGCUAUACCAUAUAAUCCUCGACCCGCCAACCCUAUAUGCCAAUAAUCCUGGAUCGGAGCCUACGAAUUCUCAUGCUGUCCCCAAUAAGUCAGCUUGAAUAGCCACUCGAUCUCCAUCCGUCCAUCCAUCUAUCGACAAGUCCCCGAACUACGAUCUCUAUACACAUCCACCAUGGCCGUGCGACCCGCCUAUCGUCGGAGACGCUAUCACUGGCCCGAACUCCAGCUCAACAUAUGGAUCAUUAUCGUCCUCGCUGCUUCCGCCAUCUGUCUCGGCAUCUUUUCCUGGUUCAUGGUCGUGCAGUCCGAACUAAAACUCGGGAUACCAUGGCUCUUCCCAUAUAUGGUCGUCUCCGGCGCCCUCGGCGUCUUCUUUAUCGUCCUGACCCUGAUCCUCGCCGCGCAACGCUUCCUCCUUCCCGGCAUCAUCAUCGUUGGCAGCUUCAUCCUCUUCGUGCUCUGGUUGACCGGCCUCAUCGAGACCUCGCUCCAAUUGUACGGCGUCGUCGGCAAUGUCGACGAUAAUUGCAAGAUCUACGUGGAUGACAAUCACUUCGGGGGGAAUAAUCUACAGACCAUGGCGUGGUUGACGCAGAGUACCAUAUGUAAUUGCUGGAAGACGGCAUUUGCGUUCGAGCUUGUCAACACGAUCUUCUUUCUGUGGAUGAUGAUCAUGUCGUGGCAGGUAAACCGGGAUGUUUAUCAUUGAUUAAUGUUGGGGCUUUCGUAUCCUUCUUGUGACUUUGUCUAUUCUUUCUCGCUUGUUUUCAUGUUGGAUGAAUUUACGAGGGUAUGUUGCCAUUUUACGUGUGAUUUGCAAGCAUGGCGUUUGAUUAGUUGUUUCCUUCGCAAGGCAUUCAAUGUACUAAUAAUGAACAUGUGGUUGGGGCCUUUCCCUGUUCUCAUAUAUAU